AUGUCACCACCAAACAAUGACCGCACAGAUAUUUCUUCUUCACAACACGAUGAUGAAUUAACGACUCAACUUCCACAGGGGCAACAAAAAGAUUUUUCAUUACAAGAAAUACGCCAAGACGUGAUCGCCUCGAUGCCACCAAGAUCAUCUACAUGGCCAGAUUCAAUUCAGGAUACAUCCUCACAUACAAAUAAUAACACUACCUCACGUUGUAAUACAUUGGAUAAUUCAUCGCAUUAUAGAUCAAUUAGCCAUCAUUUAAGUCAAUCUGUAAAGAGGUUAAGCGUUUUGAUACCAGGCGGAUGUAAUCAAGACAAUGCUGGACGUGAAAUACCCGUUAAUCCGAUUAAUCAAGACCUUUUAAUAGAUCCACAAACCAAGAAACCAUUCAUUAAUAACUCUAUCACGACUUCACGUUAUAAAAUUUAUAACUUUUUACCAAAACAAAUUAUGUAUCAAUUUUCAAAAAUAGCAAAUAUUUAUUUUUUAUUUGUGGCGGCAUUACAAUCCGUACCUGAAUUUUCUCCUACAGGACGUUAUACUACUAUAAUACCUCUUAGUGUAUUUAUGUCGAUCGCGAUAGCUCAUGAAGGUUUUGAUGAUUAUCGUAGACAUAAACAAGAUCAAGUAGAAAAUAAUAAUGAAUGUAAUUCAUUAAAUGUUUAUAAAUCAAAUGAUUCUACUACUCAACGUCUUGGUGUUUGGAGAAAAACUAAGUGGAGAAACUUGAAAGUUGGUGAUAUAGUUUCUGUUAAAGCUCAAGAGUGGAUACCCGCAGAUUUACUUUUACUUCAUUCUAAUGGUGAAGAGGGUACUUGUUAUAUUGAAACCGCUGCUUUAGACGGCGAAACCAAUUUAAAACAGCGUCAGGCUUUAAAAGAAACAAAUUCUGUCACAUCUUCUCUUGAAGCCCUCGCCGCUUUUCAAGCAACUGUGAAUACAGAAAAUCCAAAUCAGGAUUUGUAUAAUUUUGAUGGAUCAAUUACAUUAUCAGAUGGAAAAACAUAUUCACUCUCAAAUAAUCAAAUCCUAUUACGUGGAACAAUUCUUCGUAAUACACCGGAAAUUUAUGGAUUAGUCAUAUUUACAGGAGAAGAGACAAAACUACGCAUGAAUGCAUCAAAAAAUAUUCGCACAAAAGCUCCAAGUAUACAAAAAUUGAUGAAUAAAAUUGUUAUCAUUAUUUUUUGUUUUGUAAUCUUCUUAGCAACGACAAGUACAAUAAUGUCAGUAUUAUGGGCUAAAAAUCAUGAAUUCGAUGAAAUUUACCUAAAAGGGUUUAAUAAAGUCCAAAAUGUUUUAGCAGGUUUCAUCAUCCUAUUUAAUACAAUGAUUCCGAUUUCACUUUAUGUGACUAUGGAGAUUGUUAAGUUGGCUCAAGCUUACUUUAUUAAUAAUGAUUUAGAAAUGUAUCAUCAGGAAACUGAUACACCUGCUGAGGCAAGAACGUCUACAAUAAAUGAAGAGUUGGGUCAAGUUAGUUAUUUGUUCUCGGAUAAAACUGGUACUUUAACAGAUAACAUCAUGUUAUUUAGAAAAAUAAGUGUUGGUGGGAGAGCAUUCAUACAUGAUUUAGAUUUAAGGAGAAUUGAAGAAGAAGAAUUAUUAAAAAUGAUGAAACAAUCUCGAAGAAGUGCUACGAAUCAAAGACGUAAAAGAUUUUCCGUCACUUCAAUAAGAUGGAAUAAUCGUUCCCAAUCACGUGAUGAAUCAAACGAUGGGGAUGAAUUCGAACAACAACUUAAGCGUAAUGAUUCAACGCGAAGCGGAAAAUUUUCAAUGAUAGCACCAAAUUCAACCGGACCAUCUCCACUAUACAAGCGUGAUUCAUAUUCGGGAGCUUCUAUGAAAUCCGUUAAAAAAACAGGUCAACAGAUAAAAUCAACUUUGGAUUUAUUAACAAUCUUACAGCAUCAAAAUAAUACGCCAUUUUGUGAGAAAGCGAGAUUUUUUUUAUUGGCAAUUGCAUUAUGUCAUACCUGUGUUCCUGAAAUAGAUGAAUCGACGCAAGACGUGUUUUAUCAAGCCGCAUCACCUGACGAAUUUGCACUCGUUACCGCAGCGAAGGAGCUGGGAUAUAUUGUGACGGAUCGUUCAAUGUCUUUGGUCUCUUUAAGGGUUAAUAAUGAUGGACCUGAUGGAUUAAAAGCCCCUAACGAUUCUACGGCGACGUAUGACACAUUCAAGAUUUUAAAUGUUAUUGAAUUUUCAAGUAAACGAAAAAGGAUGUCUAUAGUGUAUCGUUUACCCGAUGGACGAAUAUGUUUACUUUGUAAGGGGGCUGAUUCAAUUAUACUAGAAAGGUUAAGAAAUCCUGUUAAGAGGUCACGAAAAGGUAAGGGAGCCCUUGAUAAGAAGGGGAAGAUCGAUGAAGACAAUAAAGAAAAUCAAUCCGAAAAAAGACCAUCACAUAAACUUCGAGUCGAUAUUACAAACAUUGUUAACGAAAAUUCAAGCGAUCAAUCUGGGUCAUCACUUCUAUCAUCAAAUCCAAAUACGCCAGUUACACCUUCAACAGCAAAUGAAUCUCAUACAUCACCAAUUUCCAUAAAGAACGCACAUGAACGUAGUUUCAGCAUAAGGACCGUAGAUUCGGAUCGUUCAAUGGCUGAUUUGUUUCCAAUGCGUGAUGAUACAUGGUUGUAUAGUCAAACAAUGUAUCAUAUUCAAGAUUUUGCAACUGAAGGACUUCGUACAUUACUUUACGGUCAUAGAUUUAUGGAAGAAGAAGAAUAUACAAUGUGGAAUAAAUUGUAUCAAGAAGCGUCAACUUCACUUGUUGAUAGACAACAAAAAUUGGAAGACGUAGCGGAAUUGAUUGAGCGUGAUCUAGAAAUCACAGGAGCAACGGCGAUUGAAGAUAAAUUACAAGAUGGAGUACCAGAAACAAUUGAUAACUUACGUAGAGCUGGUAUAAGGGUUUGGAUGUUGACAGGAGAUAAAAGGGAGACCGCCAUCAAUAUCGGAUAUUCAUGUUCAUUAAUUAAAGAUUAUUCAACGACGAUUAUUAUCGAUUCAAAUGUUGAAGAUCUGAAAUUGAUGAUGAAAAGGGCAUUAAAAGAUGUAAAGAAUGGCAAAGCUACACAUCCAGUCGCGGUCGUGGAUGGAUCAACGCUCAUGAAGAUUGAACAAAAUCCGGAUAUCAUGGAAAUAUUCGUCGACUUGGGAAUAUUAUGUGAGGCUGUAAUAUGUUGUAGAGUGAGCCCAUCACAAAAAGCGCUCGUAGUCAGAAACAUAAGGGGUAAAUUGACGAAUCACGUGACAUUAGCGAUCGGAGAUGGGGCAAACGACAUCGCUAUGAUACAAGAAGCACAUGUUGGGAUUGGAAUAACGGGACGCGAGGGAUUACAAGCAGCACGUUCCAGUGAUUAUUCAAUAGCACAAUUUAGAUUUUUAAGUAAUCUGUUAUUCGUACAUGGUAGAUGGUCAUAUGUUAGAGUAUCAAAAUUUGUUUUAGGAACAUUUUAUAAAUGCAUGUGUUUUUAUCUAACGCAAGGUUUAUUUCAAAUAUUUACUGGAUUUUCUGGAACAAGUUUAUAUGAACAAUGGACUUUAUCAUUUUAUAACACAUUAUUUUCCUCAUUACCUGUGAUCGUUAUUGGAAUGUUUGAAAAAGAUUUAAAUAUGAAAACAUUGCUUGGCGUGCCUGAACUAUACCGAUUAGGUCAACGUGAUGGUGCGUUUAAUUUAAAAUUAUUCUUUUCAUGGAUGGGAGCUGGAAUAUUUAAUGCUAUCGUCGUGAUAGCGAUACCGUUUAUUAUACAUGGGUAUUGGGAAGGGGAAGAAUUGAGAGCAUUUGGUUCCCCACAAUUAUAUGAAUUAGGAAUGAUUGUAUAUAGUUGUAUAGUUUUCGUUGUUACAAUUAAAAUUGCUUACUUGGAAUGUCAUAACUGGACAUGGUUGACCCAUGUUACUUCAAUAUUAACGUUAAUUGGAUGGUACACUUAUCAAACCAUUUAUUCGUUCUUAUAUCCAAAGGUUUCUAGUGAGGUUUAUGAUGUUAACGGUACUUUUCAAAGGGUUGGCACUAAGUCGGAAUAUUGGGUUACUGUUAUGUUGACCGUUUCUAUAGCUUUAUUACCUAAUUUAUUGGUUAAAUUGGUUAAAAGUAUCAUCUUACCUACUGAUGUUGAUAUCUAUCAAGAAAUUGAAAAGGAUGAACAAUUUUUAGACAAUUUAAUUGAAGGGGGAAAUAAGAAUACGAAUGAUGAUAGUAAUAUUGAAGGUGGUUUUAAAAGACAAGGUGUUAAAAAGGGAGAGAAUAACAAAGAGAGAGAUAAUAUUAAGAGGAAUUCAUCGGAUCUAGUAGAAAAAAAUAUAGACACGUUGAUAAUAUCAGAAAUCCCUCCAACUCCAGCCAAUUUUUCCCAAGAUGGUAAUUAUUCUCCGACAGAAACUGAAGAUGACUCAUAA
Molecule: messenger RNA, 4413 nt
Organism: Funneliformis caledonium
Lineage: Eukaryota; Fungi; Glomeromycota; Glomeromycetes; Glomerales; Glomeraceae
Source: the annotation of a GenBank genome assembly